GACUCGGUCUGGAAACGGAAAGGUCAAACGCGUUUCUGGGGAAAACAAUCCGGCUUAUGACGGUGAUGCCUUUCCCGGUACCGUCAACAAUUCCGGAGGGGUCGACUUUGAUAACCCCACGUUCGAUCACAUCUACGAAGAGUUACCUAACGUGUGGGUGGUGAAUAGCUCACCGCCGCCAAAAGAACAAAACCCAAAGUCAGAUAUGUCAUCUGCUCCAAACGAAGACUACGUGGAGAUAAAUGAGAACGAAGUUUCCUGGGCGAAAGCUUCAUCACAGCGACACGUGUCAGCUACCAAGAAUGCCGGCCACAUUUCGUCACCAGCAAAAGACAGAAACGCAAAAGAAGAGCACACCAGUGAAGUAUACCGUCGAGAUAGUUGGGGCGCGGAGAGUGACUACCUUCCACCGAUAUCCGAUACAAACGUGCCCGACCCGAACAUGGGUCGUCUGAAGAGCAAUGCUGAAGACACAGAUGAAGAGUAUGAAGAUGUAGGUGGUGAGGAAUAUCUGGACCUGAACCCACGUCCAUCUGCACAUCACCCAAGUCUUCGGCCAGGUCAUCACCCAAGUCUUCGGCCAGAUCAUCACCCAAGUCUUCGGCCAGAUCAUCACCCAAGUCUUCGGCCAGGUCAUCACCCAAGUCUUCGGCCAGAUCAUCACCCAAGUCUUCAGCCGGACACGUACCAAAGCCUCAAGCCGGAUCACGAUCAGUACCAACGCCUCAAGCCGGAUCACGAUCAGUACCAACGCCUUCACUCGGAUCAGCGCCAAAGUCUCCCGCCGGAUGACCAUCGACGUCUCCGUCAGAGCCAGAAACAAAACCCGGAUAUUCCCGAGCACGUGGACAGUCCGGACGGGUAUCAGAGUCUCCGCCACAGCCAAUACCAGAAGUUGAACAUCCCACCGGGUACAAAGGACGCUUUUCGUCCUUAACAUGCAAAACUAGCGCUAUGCUGGGUAUGCACGUUUUGAUGACUAGUCCAAUGUCCUUUGAUGUAUGGGGUGGAGUGACUAGGAAGGAUAAUGUGGAAGGGUGAGGAAUGUCAGAUCUUCUUAGGUCAUAGGUUUGUUACAAAAAUGACGCAGUGUAUAGUUCGCCCUUUCCCCUGAGGUCGAAGAAGUUUCUCUGUUCCCGAUUAUACCAUUUUCUACAGUCAGGAUUUUCAAAACGCUAUAGUGUAUGCCGGUUAUAGU
Molecule: messenger RNA, 1198 nt
Organism: Branchiostoma belcheri (Belcher's lancelet)
Lineage: Eukaryota; Metazoa; Chordata; Leptocardii; Amphioxiformes; Branchiostomatidae
Product: zinc finger CCCH domain-containing protein 4-like
Exons: 1
Coding region: 206-937 (243 amino acids)
Source: RefSeq, a predicted model, not a curated record